Planococcus citri (citrus mealybug) is the source of this 1739-nucleotide messenger RNA. RefSeq lists its product as uncharacterized. Lineage: Eukaryota; Metazoa; Arthropoda; Insecta; Hemiptera; Pseudococcidae. The transcript is spliced from 5 exons. The record is from RefSeq and is a predicted model, not a curated record. Bases 82 to 1602 code for a protein of 506 amino acids.
AUAUUACCAAGAUACGGGUAGAACACUUAAGUUAUCAAUUCAUCGAAGAAAGAAAUUCACGUUCGUAACCACGUUUUAAAAAUGGGACAAUUUUCUUUGGUUUUGGUCUUAUGCUGUGCUUCCAUAUUCAUCAAACAAGGAAAUUCAGAAGUUACUACACCCACAAAAGAAGACGACCAGCCCCAAGAUUCAGAACCAAACUAUCCACCUUUCAUGGUUUUACUGGAUCGCGAAAAGUCGUCUACAAAACCAGGUGAUUUCAUCAUACCAUCCAGCUAUACAAACACUGACAAAGGAUUGAGCUUGGCUGGUGAUAAACCAGAUCUUGAGGAAAUUUCGCUAUGUCCUGAUCCCAGAUCAAUAGAUGAAUCUCUGCAAGAAGAUUUACAUUUACUUCAUGGUCUCAUACCUAGCACCAAACGUUGUUUAUUUGUCGCCAAGUUCCAGGAAAACGAAAAGCAAAUGUGUGAAAAAGAACCAACACCAUGGCUCACAAUACCGCUAGAAACAACAGGAACAGAGUUCGUUUGUGGCACCCACAAUACGCAGCGAUUAAUCAAUGCAGAAUACUACAAUUGUGGCACUGAAGAGCAUUUCAUAGAAUAUGCCCAAAAAGCAAAGGCCAUCAUAGAAGCAAAUCAGAGUCAAGAAAUACCACCUUUUCUAAUGAACUUUUAUAUAAUGUUUGAAAUAUGUUUUGAUUUCAAAAACAAAAAAACAGUGUGGACAAGACAUCAAGUCCUAGGACCAAAGCUACUCACACAUAAAGAUUAUCCGCAUAAGGACUUGAACACAGUUUCAUUGGCAGAAUUCAGCACAGAAACUUUCGACUUGGAAUUGGAUCUUGGCACCUUUGUCAAAAUGAAACAACCGUAUGAACCAAUUAUUCCUAAUAAUAAAACGGAUCCAUUAUACCCAAAUAUGGAAAUAUACCCUUUAGUGCCCAAAGAUCACAUGGCGUUGCCCUACUGGAAAAAAUCGAUCGAUCAUAUGAUCAAUUCAGGACCCAUUCUUCCCAAAUUCAUACCACUAAUGAAAACUAUUCAUCGUGGAAUUUUAUUGGCUUCGAAUUACUAUCUUCGAGAAUCCCAUCAAAUCUUGACAAUGUUCACCAAAGCUGACACGGUAAAUUCGAUUAAGCAUAAUGUUACGUCAGCAUUAAACCUCAAACCGAUGAUAGCAUCUAUAAUGCCAGAAACAUCCACUGAUGUAUUUAGACCGACUAUGUGGUACAUAGCUGUUCUUAAUGAAGAUGACCAAUCUGGAAUUCUCAUUGUACUGCAUAACACUAAAGAAGCUCUUCCGGCAACGAAAGAAUGUGAUGACAAAAUGAUGCUAUGUGAUAUCAAAAGUUGGGCUGAAGACCCAGGUUCGAUUAAUGAAAAUGAUCUGAAGUACGCGUAUUGCUGCCCAAUCAAUCAAGAAAAAUUAAAAAAAUUAUUUUCAAUUAAUUGGAAGAUAAAACUGAGCAUACAGAAAAACCUCAAUUUACAAGAAGUAAUAAGUUUAGAAAAACAUAAAUUAUUGUUCAAAACAGUCGUGGAUGAGUUAGAGAAAAAAAUAUCAACAAGAGUUCAAAAUUCAAAAGAGGAAUCAGAAUGACUACAACAUGAAUCGUCUGUAUGUUGAAAAUUACCACCCAUAAAAAAUUUACAAAAAUUCAAUACUUACCUACAACGUACAUAAUAAAUACCUACCUAAACGUUUUAUAUGUUGAAAUAUGUAAAAAAAAUCCUGUU